Oikopleura dioica is the source of this 522-nucleotide messenger RNA. NCBI's taxonomy places the organism in Eukaryota, Metazoa, Chordata, Appendicularia, Copelata, Oikopleuridae. The record is from the annotation of a GenBank genome assembly.
AUGGAUAAGAUCAGCUCGGUGUUUGGCGGCUCGACAGGCGCUGGAGGUGAAAACUCCGACACUAGCCCCAUCACAGAAAUCACUGGCGGCGAGAACUCCUCCAUGUGUCCCUCGAUGGGCUUCAAGGACAGGAUGAUUGCCUUUGGAGUUUGCACUGGGGUCGGAAUCAUGUUCUCCAUCGGCGGAACUAUCAACUUGUUCUUCAUGAAUUACGCAGGAUUCGCCGCUCUCUACUCUUUGGGCACCAUCAUUUCGCUUCUCGGUACUGGCUUCCUCCGCGGCCCGGUGAAGCAAAUCAAAGCGCUCACGGAUCCGAAACGAGCCAUCGCAGUCGCCGUUCUCUUUAUUUCAAUCAUCCUGACACUGGUCAUUGCGCUCAACGACAACAUUGCCAAUCCGGGCAAAGGAAUCCUCUGUAUUAUCUUCGUCGCGAUGCAAUUCCUGGCCUACGUCUGGUACUGCCUCAGCUAUAUUCCUUAUGGACGGGAGACGAUCAUGGGCUGUUGCAAGUCCAUUUGCUGA